CAGGGAUGGAUGGAGGGAGGGAUGGAGGAGGUGAUGGAGGAGGUGAUGGAGGGAUGGAUGGAGGGAAGGGUGGAUGGAAGGGACAGAUGAACGGACGGAUGGAUGGAGAAGGAAGGUGUCUGCACGGCUGCUGCCAGCUCCGAGCAGUCUGGGAGCAGGAAGCCCUUCCAAAAGGGGUGAGAACGUCACAAAGGAAUGAGCCACCAACCCCAUUGGAAUGUGACGCCGGCGCUUCCAAACCCUGCGGCCACGGAGGAGCCGGAAUGGGGCUACGGAGGAGCCCAACCCCGAGAGCCGCCGGGCGGGGAGGAGCGGAGGCGGCCGAGCUCGGAAGCGGAAGAUGGCGGUGUCGGCGCUGCAGCUGGCGGAGCUCGGCCUUCACGGAGCCGCGUUCCUCUGCGGCAUCGUCUGCGCUUCCGCCCUCACCGUGGCUCAGGGGGAGUUCGGAGGUUUUUGCCUCCUUUACGGCACCGUGAGUUGGACCGGAACGGCGUUGAGUCCCAAAUCCUUCAGCUCCGUCUCGCUCUGCUCUUUCGUCUCCGCCGUCUCCGUCGUCGUCGCCCUUUACAGCUUCUCGGCGCUCCUCUACGGCGUCUACGGCUCUUGCGUCGAGGAACCGCGGGGGGACCGCGCGUGGCUCAGCGUCGCUUUGCUCAUGGCCUUCAUCGUCCUCUUCUUCCUCCUCGUCGCCGCCUCCAUCCUCCGCGUGGGGAUGAACGCUUUGUGCGCCUCCAUGGUGGAAACCAAGGCUUUGGUCAGCUGUCAGGAAGCCGAGCGCAAACCUUGGGUUUCCUACAGCCCAACUCGUUUUUACAGCAAUCUCUACAGCGCUCAGGCGUCGGCGUGGGUGAAUGUGUUCCUGUGGUGCCUCCUGACGGUGCGGCUGUGGUGGCGGCGGCGGCGGCGCAGUGAGGAGGUUCCUUCGCAGCUGCUCCGGAGCACCGAUGCCGAAAGCGAAGGCCUUUUUGGGGGGCGCCCCAUAGGGCCCUGAAAGAAAAAGGGGGGGGGGGGUUUGCUCGGAGUAUUCUGU
Molecule: messenger RNA, 1030 nt
Organism: Cuculus canorus (common cuckoo)
Lineage: Eukaryota; Metazoa; Chordata; Aves; Cuculiformes; Cuculidae
Gene: TMEM179B
Product: transmembrane protein 179B
Exons: 5
Coding region: 341-991 (216 amino acids)
Source: RefSeq, a predicted model, not a curated record